Molecule: messenger RNA, 264 nt
Organism: Puccinia triticina
Lineage: Eukaryota; Fungi; Basidiomycota; Pucciniomycetes; Pucciniales; Pucciniaceae
Exons: 3
Coding region: 1-264 (87 amino acids)
Source: RefSeq, a predicted model, not a curated record
AUGAAAAUAACCACCCUCUCAAUCUUUGCCAUGUUGAACGCCUUCUCCGCUGCCACACCUGCGGCUGAUUUUCUUCAACAUCUCGAUCGUCGUGCAGUAAACUGCGGAAGCAUUGUCCCAGCAUGCUUCGGAGGUACUAUCGUCGGCCAAACUGACUGCCGCUGCAAGGGACAGGUAGAGAGAUGCGACUUGUGGACUUGCCCAGACGCCAGCACCAAGACUAUGGUUUGCGGACAAAACAGAAGCGGCUGUGUCUACAUCUAA